Messenger RNA from Rhagoletis zephyria (snowberry fruit fly), 822 nucleotides. RefSeq lists its product as uncharacterized. Lineage: Eukaryota; Metazoa; Arthropoda; Insecta; Diptera; Tephritidae. The record is from RefSeq and is a predicted model, not a curated record.
UCUGUUUGAAUUGCAAUACUGUAAUUACCAGUAAAGGAAGAAAGCUACGAAAUCAUCGCAUCUGCAUCCCAUGAUAGCAGACCAGCAAGAGAAUCCGGAAACUCGAAGAAAAAUGGACAAGCGCGAGACGGAGAAAUUGAACGAGCACGUACAGCUAAGAGAAGGAACCUGGAAUAUUCUUACUACAACUUAUAAGGAUCGAAAUUUACGGGAGGCGCUCUGGAAGGAGAUAGCUGGCGAAAUGAAGAUGGUACCGUCCGAAAUAAAAAAACAAGUGGAACAGUUUGCGUUGCUCCUUCCGGACAACUUUAAACAAAAUGAAUUCAACAAAGAGGGGACAAGGAGCUUCUACCAAGCAACCACCACAAAUCUUCCAUUUGUUAAAGUUUCUAGAACCGACUUUGCGAUUGGAGGCACCAACAAUUUCAAAUUUAUCAGAAGUAUGUAUGCAUCAUUUACAGUACACAUAUUUUGUUCUAUUGUAUUACUAAUUUCGUUUCCUUGUAUGACUUGGGUACUUUGGAUACCAUUGAUGAAAAUGAGAACACUCAGACACCAACUAUUGUCGCGAAACGACGCCGUAAUGACGAUUCGUCGUAUAUUAAAGUAGUAGAACGCGCUUUGGAGACCACGGAGGAAGCUUCCAAGUCGGAUAUUUGGGAUGACAUAGGCAGUUUCGUUACAGCAAAUGGACGCGAGUGGCUCACAAAGUUCCCUGCAUUAGCUGUCGAAUUUAAAACAGAAAUAUAUAAACUUGUACUCAGAUUCCAAGAGAAGGAAACAGAAGCAGAAAUACAAUUCUUAUAAUGCUGUAGCUACACA